Molecule: messenger RNA, 381 nt
Organism: Protopolystoma xenopodis
Lineage: Eukaryota; Metazoa; Platyhelminthes; Monogenea; Polystomatidea; Polystomatidae
Source: the annotation of a GenBank genome assembly
AUGUUGGCCCUCGCGACUGGCUUCCUUCUAAAGUUAACAAAUUAUCUGAACCUCGAGUACGAAAUAUGCGUCACUGCACGAUUACCUUUUAGCCUCUCAUUGGACUUAAGCCUUAUUGAAUUCGGAAAGAGUUUCACCUCACUUCCUCGUCGAUUUGCUUUGGCAUUUCUCUCUGCUCUCCCUUCCACUUCAUCUACAUUUUACUCGGAGAAUCUCAAAAGAGUCCUUCAAUAUUCCAAUGUAUCAGAACAGAUGUCUCCUGAAGGGUCCAACUUGUUGCCUCGGCUUUUCGUGGCCGAAGGUCAAUCUGCCGAGCUGCCUUGUCUCGUGCACUCCUCUCCAUCGCCCAUGACCCGAUGGACAAGAGAAAGUCCAACUUAG